Molecule: messenger RNA, 1857 nt
Organism: Schizosaccharomyces osmophilus
Lineage: Eukaryota; Fungi; Ascomycota; Schizosaccharomycetes; Schizosaccharomycetales; Schizosaccharomycetaceae
Product: APC amino acid transmembrane transporter
Exons: 1
Coding region: 1-1857 (618 amino acids)
Biological process (GO): amino acid transmembrane transport
Cellular component (GO): membrane
Molecular function (GO): amino acid transmembrane transporter activity
Source: RefSeq, a predicted model, not a curated record
AUGGACCCCUCUUCAACGAGUAAUCCUUAUCCUCACAUCGCUCAACAUCGCCAGCACGCUCUCCCAGGAAAUGGAGAUGACAAAGUCGACAUGUCCAAGGACAAUCCAUCGGCCUUCGAUAUGGCUUCCCAAAUGUCGCAUGACAAAGGCAGCAUCGAGUCGUACUCGAGGUCUUCUUCUUUCGGCACCAAAUGCUUAAACGUAUUCCGCUCCUAUAAACUUGCUCCUGACAAUGAUAACACUGACGUGAAAAAUAGUGAAGACUUUUUACAACCUCGUCACUUGCAAAUGAUUGCCGUCGGUGUUUGCAUCGGUACCGGUCUUUACGUCGCCAUCGGAAAAUCUCUCAAAAAUGCUGGCCCUGCUAGUCUUUUAAUUAACUUUAUCGUCCUUACUUCUAUGAUUCUUCCCUUAAUUAUCUCUCUGGGUGAGCUUUGCUGUGUAUUUCCCAGCCAACCCAGUAUUACCAUGUAUCCAGGCCGUUUGGUCAGUGAAAACCUUGGCUUUGCUUGUUCUUGGCUUUACUACUGUAUUUGGCUUACCACAUUGCCUAGUGAAAUUUCCGCCGCUGCUGAAGUGGUUGGAUUCUGGAAGAGUCAGCAUGUUAAUAUUGCUGUUUGGGUAACGAUCUUCUUGGCCUACGUCGUACUUGUGAACGCCAUGGGUGCUCGUGGUUAUGGUGAAACUGAAUUUUUUAGCUCUUUUCUAAAAGUGCUUUCUAUCGUCAUCUUCUUCUUUACUUCCAUCGUCAUUAACUGCGGUGCUGCUCCCAAUAGUAACGGCUACAUUGGUGCGAGAUUCUGGCACCACCCAGGAGCUUUCCGAAAUGGCUUUAAAGGUUUCUGCUCUGUCUUUAUUUCUUCCGCUUAUUCCCUUACAGGUACUGAAAAUAUUGGUACAGCCGCAGGAAAUACCUCCCACCCUCAAAAGGCGAUUCCUAGUGCUGUCAAAAAGGUGUUUUACCGAGUCUUUUUCUUUUACAUCGUCACUAUUUUCUUGAUUACCCUGGUUGUACCCUACGACGAUCCUGGACUUGGUAGUACGAGUCCUUUUAUCCUUGCCAUCCAAAACGGUGGUAUUAGAGUGCUUCCUGAUAUCUUCAACGCUAUUAUCCUUGUUUCUAUUCUGUCCGUCGGUAAUAGUGCUGUCUUUGCUGCUUCAAGAAGUGGUAUUGCCCUUGUCCGCCAAGGAUGGGCUCCUCGUAUUCUUGGACGAGUGGACCAGAAGGGUCGUCCUGUCAUUAGUUACUUGAUAUCCUUUGCUUUUGCGUGCAUCAGUUAUGCCAAUGCUGCUCCUAAGGGAGGUGUUGUUUUUGACUGGGUGUCCUCUGUAUCCGGUGGUGGUUCGUUUUGCAUUUGGGGCCUCACAUUCUUGUCACACAUUCGUCUUAGGCUCAGUAUGAAGGCUCAAAACAUUCCCGAAACUAUUUUGCCUUAUCGAUUUGCAGGCAGUCUUUACAUGAGUUUUUAUGGUCUACUGAUCAACUUUUUAGCAUUGUGCACUUUGGUGUAUAUUUCCAUUUUCCCUGUCACACAUGAUCCCCCCAAUGCCUAUGACUUUUUUGUAUCCUUCCUCGGCCCUUCGAUUUUCAUUGUUGGAUUGGUAGUUAGCCCAGCAGUUGUGGGAUUCAAAUAUACAACGUUGAAAAACAUAGAUUUAGUCACUGGCCGCUACGACAUUGUCGGCAUGAAGGGCUUCCGAGCGGAUUCUAGUGAAACAGAGCUUGAGCAAAAAGACAAAGAUAGCAAUAGCGCUUUUGUGGGACAAAGUUCAGAUCUUGAAAAGUCUCCAGAGGCGUAUCAAAACAACCGUCCAAAGAGAGGUAUUUGGAGCGGUAUUUAUCAUAUAUUGUGUUAG